ACACUGGUGUAGGUUCCUGCCGCCCACGAUCUGACAACUAUCAGGUGCUUGGCGGAGACGCUCUUGCUGCAGGGGAUUCUGGGAUAGCUCUUCCGCGAUCUUUUCAUCAGCAGUGUUGUUCAAUUGAAAUCAUCGAUCAGUGCGAUUAGAUUGUUGUGUUGUGGGAGGAAUUCAUUUGGAAUAUCGGUGACGUUGUCACAAUGGAGCCGGCUUGAUCGAUGUUUUUGGUUUUCUCGUUUGUGGAGCAAUUCAUAAAUUCCCAAGUGUCGUUUCUCAUUUAUCUUCCAAGUAGUAUUCAGUGUUAUUGUGGUUAAUUGUUUAUUCACUAAUUGGCCCAAUUGAGCCAAUUAGUUAGCCCUGUCAAGUUCAAACGGACAGAUUCUGGAAAUAUUUUGGAGGUUGGAUAAAUUAUUCGAAAGGAUGAUCAAGUAAACGUAUUGGAAAUUUGGAUUACAGAUUCAAGAUUUCAUAUUUUGGAGUUUCCAAAUUGUCCUUGUUCAUUUCAUGGUGAGCCUGUGAAAGAUUAGUGACAUCAUUUGGAUGCUUCAGGGAUGUUUCUACACAGAAGUGUUAGAUGAGUUGAACGACAUUUAGUAGUCCCGCCCACACCAUGACAGCAAUGAGAAGAAAACUGCCUAGAUUUUCAGUGCAUUGCCAACAACCUUCGGAGGGAAGUGCUCGAGGCCGUGUAUCAGUUCUGUUGAUGGAGUUCAACCAUCUGUAGUCAACGCAAACUCUAAAGUGAAAUGUUUCAGGCAAUGCUGUUUAGACCUAAUGGAAGCAAUUUAGGGGUCCAUGGAAUGUUCUGAAAGCAAUUUCCCUUCGCGAUAUUUGAGGCAGGAGACUGACUACAAAUCAUUACAAAAGAACCUUUCACAUCAUCAUCAACGAAUGAAACUGAUUAUCCUUCUGCUGAGCAUUGGUUCUGAAUUUGAAUUUUUCAUUCAGGGAUUCUCGUUCUACUGAGUUAUUGCUGAGUGCUUUGUUUUUAUAUUUGCUGCUAUUGUGAUCGUGCUUAAAAACCUUAGGCCUGUUGAAGUUUAGGGCCCCCAGCAUAACAUGAUAAAGGAUAUAGAAACUAUUUGGCUGUUACUUGUUUUCUGUCGAUACCUGUGAUAAAACUAGACAAAAUGAACAAGAAAGUGUCUCCACCAGUUCAUGUUCCGUCUAGCCACCGUUCCCGGCUAACAAGACCUGGAGCUCAACAACUCAGUGUUGAUGUCCACCUUCAGCCACCCAGUCCAGAAUCGAGUCCCUCCCCAUCACCACGGUCAUCUCCAUCGCCAUCACCAAAGUCUGUGUCCCCAUACAGGAGUAAAACGUUUUCAUACCGGACCAUGUCAGAUUCGGUUUCGGAGGAUGACCGAAUGCUGUCGCCAAAAGAUGGCGAGCAGCGUCAGCGGCGAUCGUCGAAACCGAAACGGCAAAAACUGAAACAGAAUUCUAUACAUUUUGACGAGGAGUUUAAGAAGUCGCCGCGAUUGAUUCAGCGACGUUUGACGAUCGAUGCUACGGCGUAUGAGGAGACAAAGAAGGAGGGUGUGGAAGGAAGCGCUGGUGGCGGGAUGAAAGAGGGAUGUUCAGGUGGGGAUGCUGCGACUGCAGGGGACAAAGGAUCGGAUGCUUUUUAUGAUGCUGUGUCUGAGAGUCUCCGUGACAGGGAUAGAGGAAUGUUGGAUAAGGAUUCGCACAUUAAGAAGGGGAACAAGAACGAUGAUGGUCAUAGCGUUGAGUUGUUGGUAGUCACAGCAAAACCUAAUCUUGGACGGCCAUUCUUUGAGCCGAAUGGUGAGAAAAGUCUCACUCUCACGCCAGAGAUUCGAGCAAAGGACUCCAGGGAAGGACUCAGGUUGAGCAGGAUUCGUAGUGAUGGUGAUUUUGGUGAAGUGGGGGCCGCUGGAGGUCAAGGUCUUUCUGUGAUAGGUCAAGGUCAUAAGAAGUUGCAAAAUUCUAGGUCAGAGUCAGAUAGUAAGGAGAUUGAUGUGGAGAAGUUAUGUCAAGGUUUGCAGAAUAACAACUGUUUUUCAAAGCAUAUGGAUACAUCAAACCGCGGAUGUGAUUCCGAUUCCGAUAAGGGUAAACGAUCGCAUUUAGCGAAGCUGCACAAUCGUCAGAAAGCAGUUGAAAGUGUAGAUUAUCAGAAGGUUUCUUUGGAGGAAUUUGAAGGAGAUAGAAAUCCUAGUCCGCGGAAUAUACGUCGGGGUAUGUCGGAUAAUUCUGGCCUGGGAUGUAAAGAUGCUACACAUGUUCGGAGUAAGCGGGCGUAUACGUGUGACCCUCUCCCUCGUAUGGAGGAAGAGAUUUUCAAAAGUCGCUCGGCGGCGGCAAAAUCUGGGGCAGAGCAGUUCACAUUUGAGGAAAAAUCAGGACUGCGACCGAACCUCAGUGCGGAGGAUCUGCCAUCAGUUUCAUCGGAGGGCCCCACUGCGUCGUUUCUCCAGGAGGUCGAGGCGAUUACGAAACGGGAAAGGGGGCGCCGCCUAAGCAUUGAAGCUCCCGGGAGGUUGGAAAACCUGACUGAGGCUUUGACACCGGAACUUCGAAAGAAGCACCAUGUCCUAGGCCGGAGCAAUACGGCCGGUAACUUGUUUCGCCACCGGAAGAAAGAUGGCGCUGGCGAAAGUGAGCUAAGCAAUGGAUCUCCCCCGAAACCAAUCCGCUGGCAUUUUACAGAUCCACACCACAAGAAACGUAUCUUCAACCAGAUCUUCUCGCAGAUAACCAAGCCAAAUAUGAGUUAUGCAGUUGCUGACAGAAGUUUGCCUCUGUUUGAUCAGAAAGCUCGGAAAAAGUCAGUCGACCAAAAAACAUUGAAGAAGAAAACUCCGCGCAGCCCCUUGCCCCAGAAGAAGCUCGGCGAUGGAUCGGCCGGGAUUCAACGUGGGCGAGGGGCAAGCAAUGUCAGCAAUGAUUCGUAUCUCUCCGGCUCGAUGCUCGACGCGCAUCACCUGUCGGAGGAUGACGGCGCGAUGGAUGGGUACCACACGAACGGUGGGAGUCUGGAUAAUAUGCUGGACGAUGUUGAUAAUCAGACGUCGGACCCGAUGCGGGCAAAGAACGCCAUCGAACACCUGCAACAGAAGAUUGCACGAACACGGGAACUCAUUAAAAUGGAGCAGAUUUCUAAAGAAGAAAAUGUGAAUGAGUAUCUCAAGCUGUCCUUGAAUGCAGAUAAGCAGCAGGUGCAGCGAAUAAAAACAGUUUUCGAGAAGAAGAACAUCAAGUCGACUCAGAAUAUCACCCAACUUCAGAAGAAGUUGGAAAAUUAUCAGAAAAAAGUUCGGGAUGUGGAGCAGUACGGAGUCAUGAGUCAUAAACAGCCUCGUGAAGUACUCAGGGACAUGGGGCAGGGGUUGAAGGGUGUUGGUGCUAAUAUCCGGGAUGGAAUAACGGGCUUCUCAGGCGGUGUGGUCGACAACAUAAAAGGCGCCACAGAGACCAUUGUAUCAAAGCCAAAGGAGUUUGCGUCCUUGAUAAAAAAUAAAUUCGGGAGUGCGGACAAUAUUCGUAACCUCCCUGGGUACAUCGAGUCCAACAUUGGUUCGUCUACUUUCUAUGUAGAGUCCAUGGAGGAGAGCCAGGCUUCAACAGACGAGGGUGAGAGGAGCCACCACGGAAGUGGAACACUGCCAGCAAGGGACCACCACAGUCAUCCGCCCCUUACCCCGAUUGGCUACGGCAUCGCAGAAACCCCAAGGAUUUACUACAGUGGAUCACAUGGUAGCGCCCCCUUGCCAGCCAGUCGGGGCACCAAGCUGUGUUAUACAUUGCCCCACAGUUUUAAGUACGGCUCUGAUGACGAGGCAUCCAGCGUCACAUCCGGGUCCGGCCCAAGUGCGGGUGCCCAGAGUAGUCCGCAUCCCCAGGCGCAGAUGAUGUACGCCCCUCAAAUCAACCUGGACCCCAUAAUCAAUGAGAUGCAGGAGAAUCGCGAGGUGCAAAUGAAGCUUAGGGAAACUGUUGAAAGUUUGAAGACACAAAUGUCCACUGACUAUGCAUUUUUCAAGACGUCGUUGGAAGAAGAACGCUAUCGGUACGAACGACUCGAGGAACAGAUCAACGACUUAAUAGAAUUACAUCAGCAUGAAAUGACCAAUCUUAAACAGGAGUUAGGUAGUAUGGAAGAAAAAAUGGAAUAUCAGCUAGAGGAGAGGACACGAGAUAUCAGUGAAAUGUUAGAAAGCUGCCAGACAAGGAUUACGAAGAUGGAGUUACAACAACAGCAACAGCAACUGAUCUCAAUGGAGGGCGUUGAGAACGCCAACGCCCGCGCCCUCAUCACAAAACUCAUCAACGUCGUCUUGGCGAUAUUGGCUGUCAUCCUUGUUUUAGUCUCGACCAUUGCAAAUAUGCUAUCACCUUUUAUAACGACACGAAAUUUUAUCGGUAACCAAAUCAACAAAAUAUUCCACCGUAAAAACCGCCGCCACCCAAGGCAGUCAAGUGCGGGAAUCCGUAUCCUGAGUACCGCUCUUCUCAUCCUCGCAAUUGUGUUAUCGUAUCAGAAUUGGCCUUCAAUAGAGGGCGCCGUACAAACAGUUAUCGAAUUUUUCAAUCGGACCUUCUUUUCACAGUAGCGGCUGUUGCUCAAGCAAUGUUUUAUCAGUGGUGCCACCUUGCGUGCAGGAUGUGAACUAUUGACAGCAUUUGAUCCUGCAAUAACACUGUGAUAGCCGUAGGUUCAUCUACGGGGCGUCUCGAGAAGAAUCCGAAAUAAAAGAAAUUUCACAAUUUUUUCGAGCGAGGAGUUUGUAAGAGUUUUGGGUCUGAAAUUUAUGAGAUAUUACCCAGUUUAAAGGAAGGGUCCGAAAUGUCUUGGGUAAUUCCUAUUUAAAACAAAUAUGAGUCAGGUCUUUGAAAUGAUGUCGUCAACAGCAUUCUCCUCUUUGGAUUAAUGUGUUUUCUGGAACAUUUUGAGACGCCCUUUAUGAUGAAUUUUGGCAUAUGUUUUCAUGAAACCACUUUGGGGACGUUAGUGUAACACCCCUUCAUAACUUCAGUGGUUUCACCCAUCAGUUCAUCGGAAGAGUCCAUAAUGGAUUCGUAAGGGUGACAGAUUUAUAUAUUUUCAGUGCAAAAUAGUGUGAUUUGUUCCCACUAGGGGACGUUUUUGUGCUUCAAGUUUUUUGCCGCAUUUGAACAAAGCAAGGCAUUCGACAGUGUCGAGCAGAAUUCUGGAGGAUUGGAGGACGUAGUUCUUGUAUUAGACACUAGGAGGCGCUGAUGGAGUCUGGCCAGGACUUUGGCGAACUAAGGUUGUGCAAUCAAAAUGUGUGAUUAAUUGAUGGCUUCGCUAAUUUCACCAAAGUUGUGCAUGUUUGUCAUAAGGAAUGUCGGUUUAAAGAGUUUAACUCUGUGAACACUUAAACUCCGUUUUGGCUGUUGAAGACUAUGAGUUCACUUCUAAAAUGAAGUUUUUCGUUUGAUGUAACACGCCUCGAGCAUCACUGACUCGAGUCAGAAAUAACAUUUUCUAUGUUUUGGAGAGAUCUUUUGGUGUCUCAAAAAAACAUUAUUUUCUGUUUUUGUUUGAAAAUCUUUCUUCAAAUUUAACCAGAAAAACUCUGAGUAAGAUGUUACAUCAGACAAAAAAUAUUUUAUUUCAUCGACGGCCUAAGAAACAAAAUCACGACAUUUCGUUUAAGGGAAAUUUCCGGCCUGAAGGUUUUAAAUCUAACUAUAGUACUUACUGAUAUUUGGUGACAGCUGAUGGAUGAUGAUUUGAAUAAAAAUCCAGAAUUUCGUAGAAGACAAAAUGGUGAAUUUUAGAAUGAAUGAAAAAAUGUUGUAUGUUACAAACGAGGUCAUUUUAAAUAUCAUUAACGUCAAAUGACAAAAUAGCGCCACGCCAAGCCUAUUAUCGCCUUUAUAACGUUAUUUCCAAUAUAAUUGUUUGUAAUAAUACACAGUUGCGACAACAGGGCUAUAAUAUAUCUUCUGACGUUAAAUCAGAUUGCUGUGAAUGUAAAUAGUUAAUUGGCCUUGAGCAAUUUUAAUUAGAAAUCUGAUGGUCAUUUCAAAAUGUGUAAAUCGGUCAAAAUGAAGUAACCUGGCAGUAAAGCGUGCUAAAGACAAGCAGAGACGUUAGAUAUUUUUCACUGCAAUGAGUAAUAAAGAAUUGCUGCUCUGCAGCAAAACUCGAUCAUUGCAGCCACAGGCAAAAAAUUCCAACCUGAUGUUUAUCACCGGUCGCAUUUAUCAGUGAUACUUGUUGCAGGCAACUGCGAUGACUCAAGCAGACUGGCAAUUUUAUCUCUGCGAUAACAAUUGCUACAUGUGGUCUGCGGUGCGCUAAGGCAGAGGACACCUAGUGACCUUCAAAUAACUGCCUGGAAAUAGCCAGUUUAACCCCUUUCUUCCAGUCCUUGUUUUCCACCGAUAACAUAAACAGCUGGUCUGCUGUUGUUGUUGAAUUAUAUUUGGUUGUUGUUGUUGUUUUCAAACGUCAUGUCCUGAUUAACCCCUUAAAGGCUAAGUUCGUUGGUUGAAAAUUUGAAAUUGAAGUUUUCCAGUUCUGUGAAGUACAGUAAUUUCAACAAUGAAUAUCAAUUUCAACAAUGCAGUAGUUUAUGUUGAUAACGUUGACUGUGAGCUGCCAAUCUUAGAUUUUUUGAUUCGCAAAAAAACAAAUAUUCAUGUUUCUGUUAAAACCCUAUUGUAACUAGACACAUUUAUAAUUGAGUGAAAAUUAUUUCCUCUUGGAAGACGUUUAUAGGACACAGAAAAUAAUUUGGGGGGUUAAUAUAGGGUUAAAGGCAGAUUCAAAUUUUUUCUUGGUUUUUGCGAUUAAAAACAAAACGACCAUGAAUCCAUGAAAGCUUACAGUUUUAUUUAGGACAGAUGAAUAACUUGUGAGCACUUUUAGUUCUCGCCUCUGAAUUGCAUAAUUCUUAAUCGGUGCUGAAGAUAUGACAAUUGACGAUGGUCUGAUAUAUGUGAUUUUGUGUUUGCUCACAGACUUUUAAGUUUCGUAGAAGCUUAAGCCCCUCUUGUGAAUUCAGCUUUAAAAAAAAUUUCGACAACUAUCGAAAAAAAACGUGCUCAAGACAUGAUUAGAUACUUUCCGGGCCAGAUUAGUGAAUUUUCAAAGGAUUUUUCGAUAGAUUCUCUCUGAAGCAGUUUUAGGCGAAUUCUGAUCUGUUGGAAUGUUAUUUGCGGGAUCUUCCUCAACAAAAUUUUGAAAUCUAUUGCUCGUUGGUCAGUGUGAGCUUAGGGUCGGGACCCCCUUGGAUCUGCGCCUGAAUUCUUUGUCGGAGCUCCAGGCAGAGGCAUUGUGGUUUCUGUCUGCGUGGACCAAUCAGAGCUCUCAAAAUGUUACAGCUAAUCUGAGUUUCUGUGACAUUUAAAAAAAAUCUUCUUCAGUUUGGUAAAGUUGUGAUAUAACUGAUGGGGCUAACGUCUGCCCCUUAAUCAAAUCGUUGUUUUUACUUAAGUUAUCUCCCUAUAGAUGUCGUCUGUGUGGUAUUCGUUUCAUCUGUGAUAAUUUUAGUUUGCCGAUGGUUGGUUCGUCAAUUUCGUGUAAAAUGCUGCAGACCCCGUUAUCUUUUUGACCACGAGUUUGCCAUCCAAUAUGGCAAUGAUGACAUCAUCUGCUCGAGUUUGCCAUCCAAUAUGGCAAUGAUGACGUCAUCUGCUCGAGUUUGCCAUCCAAUAUGGCAAUGAUGAUGUCAUGUGCUCGAGUUUGCCAUCCAAAAUGGCAAGGAUGACGUCAUCUGCUCGAGUUUGCCAUCCAAUAUGGCAAUGAUGACGUCAUCUGCUCGAGUUUGCCAUCCAAAAUGGCAAUGAUGACGUCAUCUGCUCGAGUUUGCCAUCCAAUAUGGCAAUGAUGACGUCAUCUGCUCGAGUUUGCCAUCCAAUAUGGCAAUGAUGACGUCAUCUGCUCGAGUUUGCCAUCCAAUAUGGCAAUGAUGACGUCAUCUGCUCGAGUUUGCCAUCCAAUAUGGCAAUGAUGACGUCAUCUGCUCGAGUUUGCCAUCCAAUAUGGCAAUGAUGACGUCAUCUGCUCGAGUUUGCCAUCCAAUAUGGCAAUGAUGACGUCAUCUACUCGAGUUUGCCAUCCAAUAUGGCAAUGAUGACGUCAUCUACUCGUCAAAUAUAAGAUGACUUGUGCGGUAUUUAUUCACAGAUUUUGCUCAAUGCUGAAAUCCUCGGCAAGUCAUUGAUCAUUUUUAAUUCAAUACAAAUGUUGAACAUUUGCCAUAGGUGUGGCUUGGUUGAUUGCGCAAUCAUUUCAAUGUUUUUCUGUUUCUAAUGUCAUACCUUUUAAUAGCCAGUUCUGUAAAAGUCGUGAUAGUACCGUAUUUGAUUAAUCUGUGAGUUUCGUGGCCGUGAGAAAGUUUUGUGAUGUUUUGCGUUUGGUUAUGUCAACAUUCUGCUGUGUUCAUCGUUGAAACUGCCACUUAGCACUUAUAAAAUGAUUUUCUCCACUAUUCCUUAAAUGCAGCUGAGGUUAAGGGGGACUACAGACGGGAGCAGGGGGUCAAAUUUGAAGUGUCCAUGUUGGAUAAUACACUAUUGGUUAAAAAUUUUUGCGUAUUGGUCGGGUUUAAAAUAUUUCUCGUACAAUUAUGAGUAGUGAAAAUCUGAUGUGAGAUA
Molecule: messenger RNA, 8595 nt
Organism: Lineus longissimus
Lineage: Eukaryota; Metazoa; Nemertea; Pilidiophora; Heteronemertea; Lineidae
Product: transmembrane and coiled-coil domains protein 1-like
Exons: 23
Coding region: 1131-4577 (1148 amino acids)
Cellular component (GO): endomembrane system
Source: RefSeq, a predicted model, not a curated record